Molecule: messenger RNA, 4698 nt
Organism: Pygocentrus nattereri (red-bellied piranha)
Lineage: Eukaryota; Metazoa; Chordata; Actinopteri; Characiformes; Serrasalmidae
Gene: slc39a14
Product: solute carrier family 39 member 14
Exons: 9
Coding region: 232-1719 (495 amino acids)
Biological process (GO): zinc ion import across plasma membrane; intracellular zinc ion homeostasis
Cellular component (GO): membrane
Molecular function (GO): zinc ion transmembrane transporter activity
Source: RefSeq, a predicted model, not a curated record
GUAGGCGGCGCUACGUCAUCAAAAAGGACGCUGCGCCGCGGCUCCGCGAGACACGAGAGACAUAAACAGAAACGGAAACGCGGGAAAAUAAAAGCCGGCGCGCGGGCGUAUUUGAGACUGAACGGGUCGGAACCGGCGGAUCGGAACCGGCGGCUGUGCGGGUCCCGGCGGAUUUCGGAGCUCAGAAACCCCGCUGAGUGAUCGCGGACGGAGUGAUUCCUGUGGAGAGUCAUGAUCCAGCGGUCGGCCAAUGGCUACGCUCAGCUGACCUUGACCUUCGCCCUUACGCUGACGCUGGGCCUGCUGCAGUGGCCUUUGGGAGAGGUCAGAGGUCAAGGCGAGCUCUCUCCUGCCGUGGUCCUACAGCAGCUGCUGAGUCGCUAUGGCGACAAUGGCACCAUCUCAGUGCCGCAGCUGCGGAUGCUCCUCACUCGCCUCAACACCCAGCAGAACGAGGAAAACGACACAGAGACGCCGGCUCUGCCCACCAGGACCAACACCUCCACGUGUCUGGCUGCAGGAACUCUGGCUGUUCAUGGUCUGAGUGAACAGUCCCAUCUGGACGGACCAGGUCUGCGCGAGUUCUGCCCCACCAUGCUGCAGCAGCUGGAUGCUCGAGCCUGCCGGGCCCAGCAGAGCCAGGAACCGGAACCCAGCCCCCGACCCACCGAUGCCGAGGUGUGGGGGUUCGGUUUCCUGUGCGUAACGGUCAUCUCGCUGUGCUCUCUGGUGGGCGCCAGCGUGGUGCCCUUCAUGAGGAAAACCUUUUACAAGCGGCUGCUGCUCUACUUCAUAGCUCUGGCCAUCGGCACGCUCUAUUCCAACGCCCUCUUUCAGCUCAUCCCCGAGGCCUUUGGGUUUGACCCUUUGGAGGCGUACUACGUGUCCAAGUCUGCGGUGGUGUUUGGAGGGUUCUAUCUGUUCUUCUUCACCGAAAAAGUCCUCAAGAUGAUCCUGAAGCCCAAGGAGAAGGGAGGUCAUGGUCACAGUCAUUUCCCUGUAGAUCGCCAUGGUAAUGGUGAUGUGGAGGAUGGAGUGAUGGAGAAGCUGCAGAACGGAGAGGUGGGAGGAGGAGUGUCUCUGCCGCGAGUGGAUGGAGAGAUCAGGGGCGAUGCAGAGGAGGACCGAAUGCUGAGCACCACGCAAGCGGUGCAGGACUCUCAGGGUGGAGGGGGUGGUGGGGGGAGUACAGGUGGGUGUUACUGGCUGAAGGGUCAAGCAUACUCUGAUAUCGGCACUCUGGCGUGGAUGAUCACUCUGAGUGAUGGACUCCACAACUUCAUCGACGGUCUGGCCAUCGGAGCGUCCUUCACCGCCUCUGUCUUCCAGGGCAUCAGCACCUCAGUGGCCAUCCUGUGUGAGGAGUUCCCUCACGAGCUGGGUGACUUUGUGAUCCUGCUGAAUGCCGGGAUGAGUAUCCAGCAGGCUCUUUUCUUUAACUUCCUGUCGGCCUGCUGCUGUUAUCUGGGAAUGGCCUUUGGAAUUCUGGCUGGAAAUCAGUUCUCUCCAAACUGGAUCUUCGCUCUGGCGGGGGGGAUGUUUCUCUACAUCGCGCUGGCAGAUAUGUUCCCGGAGAUGAAUGAGGUGAGCCGAGAAGAGGAGGAGGCCGGAGGGAGCGGCUCCCUUCUGACCUUCGCCAUCCAGAACGCUGGCCUGCUGACCGGAUUCAGCAUCAUGCUCCUCCUGACCAUCUACUCGGGACAGAUCCAGCUCGGAUAGCAGUGGACCGGGACUGACCCCACAUCCCGCCGGACUGAACUUGACCUUUUAACCCCUCGUCUUCAGGGGUGAGCCCAAAGAAGCGUGAGAGAUGGACUCAGACGUGAGCCAGUUUUUGCCUAAGUGAGAGCCCUGGACCAGCUGGACUAGGUCUGGACCCAAACACCAGAAUCUAAGACCUUUUAAAACCAGUCCAGGCGUAGUGCGUUAACUCGGACCUGCAGACGAGUCCGACUGAGCCGGUCGAGACGCGACUGAGUCAAACUGACCUAAAUAUGCAUAUUAAUAUGCACUUUUCCUUGAGUUCCCUCGUUUUCACCAUUUCUCGUUCCAUUUCUACGUCUUCCUUUCUUUUCCGCCCUCUUCAUUUCCUGCGGAGGCCUUGUCUGUUUAAAGCGUGUGUUUAUACUCGUAAACUCUGCUGCUUCCUGUUACGCCAGACGCUUAACCCAGUCUCGUUGGUACUGCGCUGGUUUUCAGCUUCAUCUCCAUCUGCUGCGUCUGUGGAGCGCAGUCGAUCACCUCGCACAGCCCUUCUGAACCCUGAACUUAGAAAAGAGCAGAAAACCUCUUCAGACUCACUUAGAAUAGACGUCAGUGGGAGGCGCAGAACUUGGCUGAUAAACUCUUUAUUAUAAAGUUUUAUCCCACUUUCUAACACCAGAGCAACACGGUGUAAAGGAAGUAGUUCAGGUUAAUUCACUUUCCCUACAGCCGUUUUUACACGGACACUAGUUGCAUGUCGUACGUUGCCUGCAAUAUAAUUUCCAUGCAACUUGGCAGUUAAAUGACGCAGUUAAAAGCCAGUUGCAGCACAUUUGAGUUACUCAAAUGUUUUAAUACAGCCCAUCGUUCAUGUGACCGUCAUCCACGAUGAUAUUUAAAUAUCUGUACCAGGUUUAUUGUCCUUGUACAGUUUUUCGAGCUGCUGUUCUCAUCGUUCGCUUUUCUGUCAUCGUGAUAGUUUCCAUGGUUCGGAGCUUUAAUGAAUCUGAGCUGUGUGUAAAAUUUGGCGUGAGCUGCUUAACGCUUUACAGAAACGUUAGUUUAGAGAAAUUCGGUUUGUUUUUGCGCCUCAGAAAAGCGACAGAUUUAAAGUCAGAACGACCUCCUUUAAUGUCCGUCCUCUGGUUAACUUUGGCUGCGUUCACACAGCGAGUAAAAGCGGCCCAGAUCCGAUCUUUUUCCUCAUAUGUGACUCAGACGUGUGUCAGUGUGAACAGAUAAACACACUGAAUCUGACUUUUCAAAUCCGAUUUCAGACGCUUUCAUAUGUGGUACUGAAAUCCGAUCCGUAUCCGAUCUGCAGGAACGCGAGUCCAUCUGAACAGCCGGAUCGGAAUUCAUGCAAUUUUUCACGUCAGCCCAACUCAACAUUAGUCAUCAUGUCGCGCUGCUGAAGCUCAUAAACAUCUGGGCUGAUGUUUCUGUACCAACAAAAAAUUAGAAUAGGUUCUGAACGAAGUGGCCGAGCGGCCGGAGGAGCCGGAGGCUGCAGCGUUUACAGAAUCUGGGAACACGAACUAAAGAAGUGGCCGUGACCGAAAUCCUGCACCGUUUUCACGGCGAACUCAAACUCACUGUGGGUGCUGAGUCCAGCUGUCAAACACUGGAACUUCAUAAUCGCUCCUGUGACGCUGGCGAAGACCAAACCGAAGCUCCGGGAGCGUCAGGCGUUCUCAUGACCGUUUACCUCCGGACGAGCCUCGUGACGCUCCGGUGUUCCGCGCAUGCGGUUUAGGAGCUGAUCUGUUCAGACUGACGUCGCAUACAGAUCACGCUUAAAAGAUGAUCUGAACAGCCAAACAAACAAAUCAGAUUCAGGACACUUUCACCUGCUGUGUGAACGCGGCUUUUCACAUCUAUUGAUCCGGUGAAAGAAAACGGAGGUCGUCUGAUUCAAGAGUUUCAAACAAGGUGCAGGACAGUUUUGCAUCCGGGGCGUCCAAACUUUUCUCGGAGAGCAGAAUCACAGCAUGUCAGAAGACCAGAGGGAUGAAAUCAUUUUCAGAAAUGAUUGUAAAUAUUUACAGAGACGUGAUCAGAGCUUCUGGUUUCCUAUCACUGAGUAAAAGACGCAGGAUGUGACUUUAUUGCUGCUCAGAGCAGUUUGAAUCCGUAAGCUUAUAACAAAUAAUUAAACUGUCAGAUUAGCAGUAAAGCACGGCGUAUUCCUCAUUCCUUAUUUACUUGUUCAAAAAUAGAAUUAGGGAGACAAACUAAACAAAUAUCUAUAAAUGAAACACAUGGUUCUUUAAUCAGCCACGAUUGUUCCUCCGUAAAGGGUUGAUGUGUCCGGCUGUGAUAAGCGGUCAUUGCUGUGAGACUCUGGUGCUGAUUUUACUGUGAUCUUCGUUCCGUUUCAUGUCUGAUUAAAUUGAAACAUCAGGCUCGUUUUCUGCGUCUCUCGAUGAAAAACUCGAUUUCCCUCUAAAUCUGCGGCUCUCGGUGUCGGUCUGAGCUUCACGGCUCGGUCUGGACUCAGUGUGUUUUUUCAGUUAAGUCAUGAUCUCAGGAUAACAAUCCAGAGAAUUGUGGCCUCUUCAUGGCCUCCCUGGAAGUCCGUAUCCCAGGACGUGACGUGGCUCUGCUUUCUCUCUUCUACGUUUAUCACACAUCAGAAAAAAUAAAUAUCGCGACGCGUCGUGUGUCAUAAAGCCUUCUUAGGUGUCCCGACUCCUUUCGGCCGUAUCGUCCGGCUCUAACUCGGUGCCCUGUGACCUCUAAUACAGUGAGUUUCCGUGAGCUUCUCUUGGUUUCUGAGUUCAGGGAAACGUGUUGAAGGUGUGAUCUGAGCUAAAUUGAUCAAUACAGAUUAACUUAAACCCGAAAUCUAUACAGAUCAAUACCCAGUGUUCCCUUUAUCUCUGUACUAGCGUGUUAGCUGUAGCUGCUGCUAUCUAGAACGUUGCCUAAACUGUCUAAUCUAGAUAAACUGACGCUCAUAACUUAUUAAUAAAACUCCUGUUUGUGACGUUA